UAUAAACUUCAAGUAAUCAAAUUACCGCAUUGACUUUGUGUGUCUUAUUUGUCCCUAAAAGACAGCCGUGUGUUACGCAUGUAGCCCAGGUACCGCUUUCCAUGCAUCACGACACGUGCAUGCUGAUGCAAUAGGUUCACUUUCACAUGUUGUGCAUGCGUGUUCGUGUCUCCUCAUAAGCCGCAUGCAUCCAACAUCCCCUCCUUUACGACGCGUUCUGUAUUCUCGAUGUGUGUAUUGACACGGGCUCCGUGUUCAUGUCAAGGGAUGUGGAACGGCACCACCAAGGUUGCGGUGAAGACGCUGAAGCCGGGCACCAUGUCCCCCGAGGCCUUCCUGGAGGAGGCUCAGAUCAUGAAGAGGCUGCGCCACGACAAGCUGGUACAGCUCUACGCCGUUGUGUCCGAGGAGCCCAUCUAUAUAAUCACCGAGUUCAUGAGCCAAGGAAGUUUACUGGAUUUCUUAAAAGACGGCGAGGGGCAAAACCUGAAGCUACCCCAGCUUGUGGACAUGGCGGCACAGAUCGCGGCGGGGAUGGCCUACAUCGAACGGAUGAACUACAUCCACAGAGACCUGCGGGCCGCCAACAUCCUUGUCGGAGACAACCUGGUGUGCAAGAUCGCCGACUUUGGCCUGGCAAGGCUCAUCGAGGACAACGAGUACACCGCCAGACAAGGGGCCAAGUUCCCCAUCAAAUGGACUGCGCCGGAAGCUGCGCUGUACGGACGCUUCACCAUCAAGUCGGACGUGUGGAGUUUCGGCAUCCUGCUCACCGAGCUCAUCACCAAGGGACGCGUGCCCUACCCAGGCAUGAACAACCGCGAAGUGCUGGAGCAGGUAGAGCGAGGCUACCGGAUGGCCUGUGCCCCGGGCUGCCCCGCCUCACUCCACGAGCUCAUGCUGCAGUGUUGGCGGCGCGAGGCCGACGAGAGGCACACCUUCGAGUACCUGCAGUCCUUCUUGGAGGAUUACUUCACCGCCACCGAGGCCCCACUGACAAGUGAUCAGUUCAGGAUGUACAGGAUGUACCACACCUCUCGCCCUGAGACUGGGACGGACUCCGGUUUACCCACGGCCGAAGUAAAUGCCAUAGAAAAUUGA
Molecule: messenger RNA, 1101 nt
Organism: Hippocampus comes (tiger tail seahorse)
Lineage: Eukaryota; Metazoa; Chordata; Actinopteri; Syngnathiformes; Syngnathidae
Product: proto-oncogene tyrosine-protein kinase Yrk-like
Exons: 6
Coding region: 229-1101 (290 amino acids)
Biological process (GO): protein phosphorylation
Molecular function (GO): protein tyrosine kinase activity; ATP binding
Source: RefSeq, a predicted model, not a curated record